This is a messenger RNA of Oppiella nova, 2283 nucleotides long. The record is from the annotation of a GenBank genome assembly. Lineage: Eukaryota; Metazoa; Arthropoda; Arachnida; Sarcoptiformes; Oppiidae.
AUGGAUCAAAUCAUAGAAGGCAAUGGUCAGAGUGGUGCACAGCCAGUGAAUCAUUCAUCGGACACAAGUGACCUACGAGUUGGUGGACUGGUUCAUCAUUUGGCUCAUCAAUGGUUAACACUAGAAGUGACUGACGAAGGCAUGUCUGCAAUGCCUUCGAUGGCCACCGAUUGUGGACAACAUUACCUCCAUUUUGGGGAAUUCGGUGACAAUGGCAUCCAAUUUGUCUCUAAAGUUCUGUUGAGUGAACUUCACUUUUCGCAUAUAGAAGGACCUGAUCCGCGAUAUCUUGUAGUGCUUGUGGACAACAGUCGGCGUCUUCCUCUGCGUCUUCGACAACACGAUAUCAAUGAAGUCUUUGGUGGUCGGAACCACUGUAAUGCUCUUGAAGUUAUAUCUCGAGCCCAUAUACGAAUCGACAAAAUGACCGCAAAUUGCAUUCAGAAAGCGAUGAAAACGUGGUUUGAUUUCAGGUUCAGUGAGUGCAGCGGAAAGACAACACCUUUUCAAAACUCGUUUCAAGGGUUGUGUUCACUGAAUAUGUAUUUUGUUUUAUUCCUAUUCUUCAUUCUCUAUCUCUUCUCGUUCAGUGAUUCCGCCACUAAUUCUGUUGCAAAAAAUCCUGAAAACAAUUCAAAGUUAUUGAUUAUAUUAGUCGAUGGCUUUCGUUGGGAUUAUGUGGCGCGCGAUAAGACACUGAAAGGCUUUCCCAAAAUAGCACAAAACGGUGUGUCCGCCAAAUAUGUGAAACCGAUAUUUCCCGAGAAUUCAUACCCCAAUUGGUAUUCAAUAACGACGGGAAGGUAUGCCGAGAAUCACGGAUUCAUUCAGAACUAUAUGUACGACAACGUGACCCACGAGUUAUUCCUCAUGAGUCCCAAUUCAUACCCCAAUUGGUAUUCAAUAACGACGGGAAGGUAUGCCGAGAAUCACGGAUUCAUUCAGAACUAUAUGUACGACAACGUGACCCACGAGUUAUUCCUCAUGAGUCCCGCCCCCAACUGCUCUCAACCCCAUUGGUGGACACAAAGCGAACCCCUUUGGAUAACUGCCGAGAAAAAUAACAUUAAGACAGCGAUGUAUGUGUGGGACGGGUGUCAAGUGACCAUCGAUGGCGUCAAUGUCACCCAUUGUACCCCCUAUUACUUUACUAGUGAUGACGUAACCAAAGCCAGUAAUAUUACCCGUAAUUAUGGACAACAGAUUUACCUACUGAAGCGGCGACUAUUUAUGUCUGAGCGUAACGAAAUGGUGCUUAAACAACUAGUGUGCCCAUACGGUCAUGGAUUUGGACCCAACUCUGAAAACAUCACUCAAGCGGUUCGAGCCAUUGAUGAAGUUCUCAAUGAAUUAUUCGAUUCAAUAGUAGAGAGAAAGUUAGACAAAGAGGUGAAUGUAGUGAUUGUUUCAGACCAUGGAAUGACUCAAAUCGAUGACUUCAAACAAAUUGAAUUGAAAGAUGUCAUAGACUUCAAAAAUUCUGUACAAUUAUAUCUUGGAAGCGGUUCCGGGGCUCAGAUUGUGCCCAAACCCGGCAAAGAGGAAGAGAUUUAUAAAAACUUAAAUCAAGUGAAAGGAAUAACUGUAUAUAAAAAGGAUGACAUUCCGGAGAAAUUUCAUUAUAAACACAAUUCAUUAGUUUUGCCACUUCUGGUUACAGUUGAUGCUGGAUAUACUAUUGCUGCGCCGAGACUGGAAGGAGUGGUAUAUUAUGGAGACUCAGGGAAGAAACCUCAGGGAGGAAACCAUGGCUAUAGUGUCGAGACUUCGCCUGACAUCCGGGCCAUAAUGUAUGGCUUCGGACCGGCUCUCAAGAAGAACUACACCUCGGAUUGGAUAUCAAUGGUUGAUCACUACAACUUGUUUUGUCAUAUACUCGGCAUUAAUCCCAUUCCCAAUAACGGAACCGACGCUAAAGCCAAAGCAAUGUUAGUGAGUAGUAGUGGAAAUAGGGCUCACUAUUCAGUCCUUUUAUUCAGUAUUCUUGUCACUUGUGUUUUAAAAGAAAUCCAUCCAUUCUUUGCGGAUCUGAUAAAUGUCUUGUACGACAGAGACCACUAUAAGCUGGCUUUGGGUCAACUCAAUACUUGCAAACACAUCGUCGACAAUCACUGUUAUGACACUCCUGUCCCUCUGCCCGUCCAUAGCAUAGCCCGCGAUUACGUGCGUCUCCUGAAGUACGGCGACUCACUCUACCGGUGCAAACAGCUGAAGAGAGCGGCGUUGGGACGCAUGGCUACCAUAAUGAAGCGCCAGAACCAGAACCUGCAAUAUCUGGAACAA